AGUAGAUAAGAUGGCUAAUCCUCAAAAUCUCAUCACAUGGCAAACAAUCCUUUUAACAGUGUCAUCGCUUAAUUUGCUAAAGGUGAUCGAAACUCAAGACAGUUGUAGAGGCAGAUGUGCUUCCGUAUACGACCGAAACAGCAAGUGCCACUGUGACAGUGAAUGUAUUCGUUAUGGAGAAUGUUGUGAAGAUUACAGGACUAUCUGUACAUCAGAAACCUCCUGUUCUGGACGCUGCUUUGAGCAACAUGAGCGUGGACGGAAAUGUCAGUGUGAUCCUUCCUGCAUGAACUACGGGGACUGCUGCUCAGAUUUUGUUGCAAAUUGUGAAAAAGAUACCUGGAAAAAUCCUGCAUUCAUGGCAACAACAAGAGCAAGUUUAGUGUUCACCAGCUCCACAAGAAAGCCAACAGCAGAGAAACCAGAGUUUAUCAGCGAUACAUUGCCCCAACAAGAUGCUGCCAGCUUUUCGGAUGAUAACGCAAAAAUCAAAGAAGAGUCCAUGAAGCUAAAAAAUGGAAGUGCUAAAGUAAGUGAAGGAUCGACCAUCAUCAAUCCCAACAGAUUUGAACUUGGAAACCAUGAUUCUAAAAUCUCAGAUCAAGAAGUGACAGCAACUAGUUCUUCUGCAGAUACAUCUAGGGACUCUGAAAGCUUGGAUAAUGGAAUGAUAACUCCAUCUGUUUCAAAAGAUGGAACCUUCAAUUCUAAAAUUUUGGCGAAAGUCAUGACAACAUCUGUUAUUCCUGAAGAUGGGACCAUGGAUUCUAAAACCUUGGAAAACAGAAUGACAACACAUUAUGUUCCUGAAGAUAGGUCCACAACCCCCAAAACCCUGAAUGAAGGAAUAAAAACAACCACUGUUCCAGAGGCCGUUACCACAAAUUCAAAAAUACAGUAUAAUGAAAUGUCAACAGUUAUUCCUAAAGAUGCUAGCUCAGAUUCUAUGCCUUUGCAUAAAGCAAUGACCAUGCCCUCUAUGAAAGUUACUGCCAUAAAAUCUACAAUCUCAGAUGCACACACAACAAUACAUUCUGCCUCAGGACAGACUUCCUCAGUUCCUGAUAAACUGGAUAGAGGAACAAUAACAUUUCCCAUUCCUGAAGAUAAGUCCAGUAAUUCUAACACCCUAGAUGAAGAAAUAGUGACUGUUCCUGAAAGCGAUACCCUCAAUUCAAAAAUUCCAAACAAUGGGAUAAAAGCACCCUUGGUUAGUGAAAAUGUUUCCAAGAGUUCUGAAGCUCAAGAUAAUAAAACUAUAACACCCUCUCUUUCUGCAGAUUAUUCUACAAAUUCUAAAAUCAUGCAUAAAGGACUGACAACAUCCCCUAUCCCACAAGAUGUUCCCACAGAUUCGAAAAUUUUGGACAAGGGAUUGACAACAAAUACUGACCCUGAAGAGGUCACUGCUAAUCCUAGAGUUCUGGAGAGUGUAAAAACAACUUCUGCUCUUCCUGAAGCUGCUUCUACAAAUGCUAGAAUCUCAGGCAAGGGAAUGGCAUCGCUCUCUGUUCCGGUCCCUAGUCCUACUAGGAGUGAUAUCAUGGUAACUGAACCAACUCACGAACGGAGAAAUCAGAUAACUGGGAAAACCCAAUCAUAUGAAGACAUCCUUAAUGAUUCCAAUUUGUGUAAUAAGAAGCCUUCGGAUGCUAUGACAACUCUACAAAAUGGAACCACAUAUAUUUUUAGAGGCCAUUUAUUUUGGACAAUAAGCCAGAAAGGACAAAUAUUAGGACAUCCUCAAAGGAUCAGUGAUGUGUGGGGCAUUCCAUCCCCAAUUGACACCGUUUUCACAAGGUGCAACUGCCUUGGAAAUACGUACUUUUUUAAGGGAGACCAGUACUGGCGAUUUCAGAAUGGGCACAUGGACAGUGGCUAUCCUCGAAAAAUUGCAGCCGGUUUUUCAGGAUUGAGCGGCGAAAUAACGGUUGCACUUUCAGUGGCUGCAUACCGUAACAGACCUGAAACAGUGUAUUUCUUCAAAAAAGGUGGAUUAUACCAGAAAUACGUAUAUCAAAGACCCAUCACAUCUUGCCCACUAGAACGUACUCACAGCCCUAUUUAUCAGGUGGCAAGACGUUACAGGCGGCAAACAAUGGUUGCCAUGCAGAAAAGCAGGAAACUUCAAAAUAUAGCUCAACUUUCUGUUGAAAUGUCAAUAAGGAAAAACUGGCAUGGCUUUCCUCUAACAGUCACGUCAGCCAUUUCAAUUCCAAAUCCUGGACUUCCAGAAAAAUAUGAAUAUUAUGUGAUCUCACAUGCUAAAUCCUACAGGGUUGAUCCAGUGAACCAGAAAGCUACUUAUAUGAAAAGAAGUAUAACAAAGGAUGUGUACAAAUGCCUUUAACAAAACCAAAAACAUAAAUUAAAAAGGAAAGCAUUUUAUUCUUCUAUGGAAA
This is a messenger RNA of Hypanus sabinus (Atlantic stingray), 2402 nucleotides long. RefSeq names its product proteoglycan 4b (gene prg4b). Gene Ontology annotation, biological process: immune response. The transcript is spliced from 12 exons. The record is from RefSeq and is a predicted model, not a curated record. The coding region runs from base 11 to 2350 and encodes 779 amino acids. Gene Ontology annotation, molecular function: polysaccharide binding; scavenger receptor activity. Lineage: Eukaryota; Metazoa; Chordata; Chondrichthyes; Myliobatiformes; Dasyatidae.